ACAAAAUAAAAAUGAAAUUCUGUUGCGCAUUCGUGAUACUUCUGCUUGGCUGCUCCAUGGUCAGGGCUGGCCCUCAGGGCCGCAUUGCUGGCGGCGAGGAUGCCGUUCUGGGUCAAUUGCCCUAUCAGGCGGCGCUGUCCGUUGGUGGCAGCUACAACUGUGGUGCAGUUAUCAUUGCCGAACGCUAUGCACUCACCGCCCUCACCUGCGUGUGCUCGGCCGGCAAGGAUACGGCGUGGCCACCACAGCUAUUUAUGGUUUCGGCUGGCACAGUGGAUCUGUACAAUGGCGGUCAACGCAUACGCGUGGAGGAAAUUACAGUGAAUCCCAACUACAAUGAACUGAAGACUGGCAUUGCUCUGCUGCGUCUCAGCGAGCCAAUGGUGUUCAAUAACGACGUCAGCGCCGUGCCCUUGGCCACAGAGAACCCUCCAUUGGGCGCCCUUGUCGACAUCUCCGGCUGGGGCCGCACCAAGGAUUCGGAAACCAAUAUGUACCGCACUUUGCAGGUAGGAUACGCCGUCAUUGAGGCGGAACGCCAGUGCCGUCUGGCCGAUGACAUCAUUGAGGCCAACAACCAGGUGCUCUGCCUGGGCCACCAGAGACGCCAAGGCAUCUGCGCCGGCGAUAUUGGCGGACCAGCAGUCUACGAAGGCGUCCUUGUCGGUCUGGCUGGCGAGAUCUUGGGCGAGUGCGGCGGCAUGUUGCCCGAGCGCUUCAUCAGCAUUGCGGCCAACCGCGAAUGGAUCCUGCAGAACAUGGAAUAACUUUCCCAAUAAAGCCAUCGCUCAAUCGUCUACAAUCAA
Drosophila hydei is the source of this 806-nucleotide messenger RNA. RefSeq names its product serine protease SP24D. The transcript is spliced from 2 exons. The coding region runs from base 12 to 767 and encodes 251 amino acids. Lineage: Eukaryota; Metazoa; Arthropoda; Insecta; Diptera; Drosophilidae. Gene Ontology annotation, molecular function: serine-type endopeptidase activity. Gene Ontology annotation, biological process: proteolysis. The record is from RefSeq and is a predicted model, not a curated record.